Molecule: messenger RNA, 1769 nt
Organism: Triticum dicoccoides
Lineage: Eukaryota; Viridiplantae; Streptophyta; Magnoliopsida; Poales; Poaceae
Product: putative glutamine amidotransferase GAT1_2.1
Exons: 2
Coding region: 91-1407 (438 amino acids)
Cellular component (GO): cytosol
Molecular function (GO): hydrolase activity, acting on carbon-nitrogen (but not peptide) bonds, in linear amides
Source: RefSeq, a predicted model, not a curated record
CACCGACCGGCCAUUGAUCUCGAACCUCCACACAAGUCCUUCGGUUAAGGUUGAGAAUUUCGAGGCAAGAGGUAGGUAGCUACCCUAGCCAUGUCUCCCUCCCCUGAUAUAAACCUCCCCCGCGUGCUCAUCGUCUCCCGCCGCACCGUCCGCAAGAACAAGUUCGUCGACUUCGUCGGGGAGUACCACCUGGACCUGGUUGUGGGCUACGGCGCGGUGCCGGUCAUCGUGCCGCGGGUCGCCGGCCUGCACGCCAUGCUCGACUCCUUCGAGCCCAUCCACGGCGUGCUCCUCUGCGAGGGCGAGGACAUCGACCCCUCCCUCUACGACGCCCGCCGCGACGGCGACGGUGAAGGCGACGCGCUCUCGCCGGAGCAGCUUGAGGCCGUGAGGCGCCUCCACCCGAGCGACGCCGCCGUGGACCACGAGAAGGACUCCAUCGAGCUCCUCCUCGCACGCCGCUGCCUCGAGCGCAACGUCCCGUUCCUCGGCAUCUGCCGCGGCUCGCAGGUGCUCAACGUCGCCUGCGGUGGCUCUCUCUACCAGGACGUGGAGCAAGAGCUCCACCCCCAGGACGACGCAGCCGUGUGCCACAUGGACUACGCCAACUACGACGGCCACCGGCACCCGGUGCGCGUGCUCCCCGGCACGCCGCUGCACGACUGGUUCGCGGACUCGCUGCUCGACGGCGACCAGCUGAUGGUGAACAGCUACCACCACCAGGGCGUGCGGCGCCUGGCGGAGCGGUUCGUGCCCAUGGCGCUUGCGCCGGACGGGCUGAUCGAAGGAUUCUACGACCCCGAAGCGUAUCACCCCGGCGAGGGCAAGUUCAUCAUGGGCCUCCAGUUCCACCCGGAGCGCAUGCGCAAGGAGGGCUCCGACGAGUUCGACUUCCCCGGCUGCGCCAAGGCCUACCAGGAGUUCGUCCGCGCGGUGGUGGCAUACCAGGGGAAGCUGGCCGCCGCGCAAGUGCACCUCCGGAGCGCGGUCACCACGCCGCACAAACUGAACCAGGAAAUGGAGAAGCAGCGCAAGGUGAUCGUCCGGAGCGUCUCGCUCGCCAAGAACACGUACGUGUUCGGCAACAACACCGGUGCGCGGCAGCCGGCGGAGCACCGCGACGGGGACCUUGACGCCGGCGCGGAGUUCAUUGAGUCGAACACGGCGCUGAGCGUGCAGCAGGAGAAGCGGCUGAAGCAGAUGGGCGCGACGGUGCGGAACGCGUCCGGGUACAUGAGCAGGCUCAAGGUGAGCGAGGAGCGGGAGGCGGCGGCGCGGGCGCUCAUGGCCAAGAUGUUUGUCGCCCAGCUCGCCAGCCUCGCCGCCUUCUACCGCGCCAUGGGCAACGUCUGCUCCGAGGUGCUCGACGCCAAGCUCCAGCCGCCGUCUCCAACCCUGCACGAGUGACCCGUGCGUCCUCUGUCUAUGUGAACCUGGCCGGAAAUGCUUGCUUGGUUCAUCAGAAAUCCAAAUAUUGCAUGGCAUCCUGAAUUAAUUAAACCGUGAUGUUGAUGCAUGUAACUCGACAAGUGUUAGUUGACUUUGUUUCUGUGUCCGUACAUGGCAUCUAGCGCUGACUUUGAUGAGAUGAAAUGAAAGACGAAGAGAGUAAGUAGUGUAGAUCGUUCGUAAUUGAGGUGUCAUUCUUAUCCCGUGGUCAUCCCCUCGUACGUACUCCUAUCUAACUUGUGUACCACAGUUUCUUCAUCGAAUUAGCUUCAUGAAGCGGAAAAAUAUGAAGCUACUUUUCGACUGUGCAGGAGGGGCGA